This is a messenger RNA of Capsicum annuum, 1412 nucleotides long. Its product is annotated as transcription repressor OFP3. Gene Ontology annotation, biological process: negative regulation of DNA-templated transcription. The transcript has a single exon. NCBI's taxonomy places the organism in Eukaryota, Viridiplantae, Streptophyta, Magnoliopsida, Solanales, Solanaceae. The record is from RefSeq and is a predicted model, not a curated record. Gene Ontology annotation, molecular function: DNA binding. Bases 309 to 1328 code for a protein of 339 amino acids.
GUCUUUUGACUUUCAUUACUGUCUGAAGUAUGAAAAACUAAACUUCCCCAUAACCUGACCAAAAAAUGUAUGACCAAAAUCAUAAUAAGUAAGAAAAAUCAGCUGGCUUACAUAAUAAAAAUAGAAACCACUGUUCAGUCUGUGCUCCACUUGCCCUCAUGACAUAUUAUCUUCCUAUAGGCCCCCCUUCCCUUUAUUCAACACUGUGUAUGUAUAUCUAUUUAUUUAGCACAAACUUUCAUUCUUUUGCUUAUGAUAUAUAUAGUGGGGAAAACAAGUAGAAAGUAGCAAAGGUAUUCAUUCCUUCAAUGGGCAAUCACAGAUUCAAGUUUUCAGAUAUGAUGCCAAACACUUGGUUUUACAAACUUAAAGACAUGAGCAAAACCAAAAACCAUAAAACCCCAUUUUCAUCUACUUCCAGUAAGUCCCAAUUUUCACAACCAAGAUCAUCAUUUUCUUAUACUAGAAAGUCUAUUAGAGUUGACAAGAUUUACAAUUCUCAUGCUGCUUAUACUUUCCUUGAUCCACCAAGAAAAUCAUCAUCAUCCUCAAAGAAAAAAUCCAAAAGAAAGACCAUUUAUAAGCCUUCUCCUAAACACAUUCCUUCCUCUAUUACCUCCAGCAACAACAACUACGCCUCAGUCUCAAACAAGUUGGGGUCCGCUUCUUCUGUUUCCUCCACAGAAGACGAUAAAUUCCCUGAAUUGGAUUUCCUCAAUUCUCCAUCCUCGGAUUUGCCAAAUUCUUGUAGUUGUCACUUUACUUCUUCAUCUACUGAUAUAAUCAUAGACGUGAACGAUAUAGCUCGCUCGAACAUAUUCAACAACAUAGAUACAGCGUACGCGGAAAUUUCAGAACUUGAUCAACUCCCACCAAUUCUCACCAAGCAAUCAAGUUCCAUCAAGAACAUAAAACAGGAUGACAAUGCUAAGCCUCGACGAGAAAAAGAACCUACAAACAAAGUAGGUUCUCCUGUAUCAAGAAAACAUUAUUUAUCAAACUCUUCUGGUGUAAGACUACGAACAAAUUCUACUAAAAUAGCUAGCAAGAGAAACAGCGUGUCAUCAAAAAGGCGAUCAAAGGCGAAGAAAGAGAAGUGUUCAACUUCGACAGGUACAAGUUUCGCUAUAGUGAAAGCUUCAAUUGAUCCUGAGAAAGAUUUUAGGGAAUCCAUGAUCGAAAUGGUUGUUGAAAACAAUAUCAGGGCGUCGAAAGACUUGGAAAAUCUUCUUGCUUGUUACCUUUCAUUGAAUUCAAAUGAGUACCAUGAUCUUAUUAUCAAGGCGUUUGAACAAGUCUGGUUCGACUUGUCUGAUCUUCACUUGUAAAGUACAGCUUCUUUCUUAGUUUUCUCAUUUCCUUCUGAGAAUGUGAAGCAGUACUUUUUUUUAACAAUACAUUCUUCUUUUCCU